AUGGAGGAUGGAGGGUUGUUUGGAGCAUGUUGCGAUUUUUGUAUGAGAGCUUUUUGUAAAAUCUGUUUGGAGACGACAGUAACUGAAAACGAUUGUCUUGUCUUGGGUCAGAGAAAGUUGAUUUUUGGUUGUAAUGAGUGUAAAACUCAACUUUUUAGCUGUAUUGAAGAGCUGUCACAUCUGAAAAAGGCGCAUGAGAAAUGUCUAAAUGAGAUAAAAAACUGCAGAGAGGGUCCAGAAGCUUUGAGGAUCUUGUAUAUUGAUAGAGAGGAUGAAAUGCAUAAGAAAAUUCAAUACCAUGUAAAUACAAUUGAAAAAUUAAACAAGGACGUUAAAAAACUAAAUGAGGAAAUUAUUCACCAUCAGAAGGAAAAAGAAGAAAUAAAUGAAAAUCUGGAAAAUUUAACCAAAAAUCUACAUGAAAGUGAGGAAAAAAAUCAAAAUAUGGCAUUAGAAAUUACAAAGCUUAAUAAUUGUAAUAAAAAUAAAAAUGAAACAUCAAAUAUAUCUAAAAAGUCUGGAGAUCAAUCCAACUACAGUCUACAGCUGGAACUUAGAAAUCUUGAAGCUGAAAAAGGAACAGAAAUUAAAAACUUAAAUAUCAGAAUUAGUGAUUUAACAGAUGAAAAUCGAGAGUUUUUAGAAAAGGCUAAAAACAUUCAAAAUACUAAUAAUAAAUUAAAACAAGAACUAUGUGAACUGAAAGAAUUGCAGAAGCAAAUGAUUGUCAGUCUGAAUACCAUGGAGGAAGAAAAUAAACUAUACAACACAGAAAUAAGAGAACUUAAAAACAAAUUAUGCCAAACGCAGACAGCAAUGAAGAAGCCCACAACUGAAAAUAAAUUGCAAAAGGAUAAAAAUAAAAACUUUUAUAGUGGAGAGCCGCAGAAUAAAAGAAACGUGGAAAGUGUAUAUGACAAUAACACGCCCGGUAAUGUUCAGCAAAAAACAUACGUGCAAAAACCCAAAAUAUUUCUGCUAACUGAUUUAUAUGGCAAAUAUCUACACGAAGACAUUAGCAGUUGCUUUGCUGUUAUUUAA
Molecule: messenger RNA, 1041 nt
Organism: Ceutorhynchus assimilis (cabbage seed weevil)
Lineage: Eukaryota; Metazoa; Arthropoda; Insecta; Coleoptera; Curculionidae
Source: the annotation of a GenBank genome assembly